CGAUUGGCGCGUUUCGACACAGAUCGGCAGCCAAAAUCCUACGCAAUAGUACGGUAGUGUGCGGCAGACAGGCACAGUCAGUGUGCGCGUCGUAUCUUUUGUUUGUAGCUCGCUCGUAAAAACGACCCUUCAGUCGUAUCGCCCGCUACUGCGAAACCCAGCUGGGUGCAAUCACACCACAAGGGCAGACCAGAACGAUGAGCAGCAGGUUUACUACAUCGCGAAGUUGCUGACUCCGUCCAGCUGACUUUUGGACUGGGCCAUUGUGUUGUUACACCUACAAAGUGUGUACUGGUGCUGUCGAUUAGUGUUCAUUUUAAGUGCGUCUUAUUUUGUGUGUGGGCUCUCCCUGCAUGCCGUGUCGGUCUGCCCGUUGUGAUCCGAUGAUCUGCAUCACCAUCUGCAUCAACACACGGCGUUUGGGAUUGCAAGAAAGUAGUGUGCGGCAGGCUGGCCGUAAAUAUUGAACUUGUGUAGUGUCGUGCGAAAGCCUUGCGAGCGCAAACAAACUCCUUCUCUCCGUAAGCCAGGUGCAAUCUUUAAACCCCCCCCCCUUUUUGCCGUAUGGUAAACAAACCUCAGCACAACCCUCGCGAUCAUGGCGUUAGAAUCGCCCGUCCGGCACACCAUCGGCCAGUUGUGCGAGCUGUGGGCUCACAUUUACGAUAGCCAUUCGUCAGCGGACAUUUACCAGCGGAAACCGGAGAUAGAACAGUUCCUCGAAGGAUUCAACCAGCUUAGCGAGGAGGAUCGUUUACAUCUCGAUCGGUUGAACCGGUACGAGAAUAUUUCAUCCGCCUUAUCACGACAGCUGCUUUUAUUGAUAUACGAAAUCUGUGAUCCCGCCGUAAAACGGUACGCUCGGGCUGAUUCAACAUCCACGACGGUUGGAUCGCGCAAUAAUUCUUCCACUGCUACUAUCACCACCCCACCCGCCGCCUUCGACGAAGCAAGCCAUGCAGGGGAAAGAACGCUAGAUGGCAACGCCGAUGAAGAGGAGGCAAAAUCGCUUCUUCGUGCGGAUAGCAGUGAAAGCCGUUGCCAGUGGUUGAAGGAUUUCUUUCUCAACGACAUUGGUGGUUUGUUGCUAAAAACGCUGUCCAAAAUUGGUGCCAAAGAUAUUGCAAACAGUCGUGAAAUAGCGGCCCUACUGGUACGCAUUCUACCGACCACGAAGUGGCACCCGGCGGACAGUUGCCCGACGAUCAGUCCGCUUGCGCUGCAACCAGGAUACGGCGAAUUUUUGCGCAACGCAUUAAAAAUGCCCACCUACAACGGGGACUGGUAUCGCGACAAUUUUAAACGGUCCUUACAAAAUGGAGGAACCACUGCGGCGCUGCUCCGCUCGUACUCGAGCGCACAGGAAGGUAGCGGGUCCGGUACGAUACCGGCAGCCUUUGUACGGCAACUGAGUGGACCUAAAACGUUCGCCACCACGGCUGACUAUGCCAGCGCGACACAGCACCUGCAUCGGUGCACGGUGAGCGAUUCGAAAACGCUUUCGCAAGAUCAAUUCACCCUCACCGUGCUGGAUCUGCUGGAAAGCUUGGUCGUGCACGAAAAUGUGCUCACCAUCGAUGAAAACUCCGUUACCGUGUCUUGCCUGCAUGUGGCACUGGAGCAGCUCAAGCGCCAGGAACGGUUGGAGGAAAGCCUGGAGAAUCGACACAUUAUACGCCACAAACUGCUCGGCCUGGUGAUGCUGUGCCUGAACAAUAUGUUUUUUCUCGAAUCGCUCGACUCGAACGAUCUUAGCCUGCGUGCGGUAGCGUCCGAUAUGAUCGAGCUGUUGCGGGAAGAGUUAAACGAACGGCCAACCGAUGCACUAUCGUCAGAAUUUACCUACAAUCUAAUCUACACGAUAGUGGCCGCGGUCAAUCAAACGUUUCUGCACUUCUGCCACAAUCUCGUGAGCGAACAGCUGUUUCUGACGAUAGUUAAGCUGCUGGAAAGUAAUGUUGAGAUCGUGAAGCACACGUACAGCUACCUGCAGCUCGGAACACGCGCGUGCGGGUCCAAAAACGACAAUAACAACCGGUACGAUGUGGAACCAUGCGUACAAAUGAUGCCAAACUGUUCCUCUGGGUUGAUUGAGAUACUGAUAAAAAUGUUACAGAAUUUCAUUUUUGCCCUCGCACCAACCAGAGCCAGCUACAGGAAGGCACGGAAGAGCCGCUUCCGGUUGCAUCAUUCGCGCCUCGAAGCUCGCAACGGAUACGUGUGUGCGCUGGAAAACCUGUUGCUCAAUCUGUUCCCGCAGGUGAAACACUCCGACCAACGGUUGAUGGUGAACUUUUUCAAGGUGUAUCAGCUUUGCUGCUGCAACACGAACGCAAACACGCUGGAGGUGCUGAUGAAGCUGUCCAAUGACGAGCUGAUACCGAAGCUGCGGCUCACCUUUGCAAGCCGUGCCGUGGUGCACGCGAUCUUCAACCGAUCGCAGUGUGAAACGUGCGAAUCGGAUCGUGCAGCCAACACGUUCUACGAGCAGUUCACUCGCACCCAUCGGGAGGUGUUUGGAGAGUUUAGGCGGAUGGAGAACCGAUCCCGUAUGCCAACGUUUCUGCGCUAUCUGCUGGAUAUUGCCCGAGUUAUUCCGUACCGGUUGCGAUCGUUUAUGUUGCAAGAGCUGGUGCUAAAGCUGCUGCAAGAUGAGCUCGAUCGUAUGAAAGAAGGAAGAGAGUCGGAACGCACGGUCACCAGAUUCGCCAGCGAGGAUGACGGUGGAAAGGAUAUCGUAAACGCCUGUCUACUGAUUGUCUGUCGUGUCGUCAUGCAACAGGAGGAACGUGAGAUGAGUCUGUUCUAUCGCGAGGAAACGUUGGAACUGUUGCGGGUGCUUAGUGGACGGGUGGAAUUUGCACACAGCAUGCAUCUCAUCAUGACGAUCGGCAUGCGCGGUGGUUCGUUGACGGAGGAGUUCGAGCAAAAGCUGGCCGAAAUUCUGUUCUCCAACUUGGAUGAGCAGAUCGCGUAUGUCGGAAGUCUUUUUACAACAAUUUCCGACAGCAAGCUGGAUGUUCCACUGAAAUCCAUUGAGAAGCAGUCGCCGUCGAGGCGGUUGCAGCGAGAAGAAUCGUUAGAAACGAUACUGCAACUGCACCAGGAGCACUGGAAAACGGUUCGGCAAUUGCUGAAGGAAAGUAAACGCUUUCGCAAGCUGUUCCUGCGCCGUUACGAUGGCGCGAACGGAGUUCGACAAUUUCUAGAUCUCACGUACAACUUAGCGAGCGUUUGUCUUUUUCGCAGUCGGCUUAAAUCAAUUCAAGAAACGGUACCUACGCUCACGGAACAAUCUUCCGCCCUGUUUCAACUAACGAACCACGGCGAACAGCUGCAUGGUUUCGAACCGGAGCGAAGAAGCGUACUGAACAUCUUUCACUUUAACGACCAGCUUAUCGAUGGUUCGCUAUCGAGUGCCGCCAGCCUGUACUAUAGUGCCACUGCUAAUGUUGCGCAUGUUGGAACCAUCCCCACACCCGGGACGCUAGAGGAGGAGGAUGAUUUUUCCUUCUUGCGAGAACUGCAGCUCGCUACGAUCACCGAAGAAUGGCAGCGGGAGUUUCUGUUUCCCAAUGGCCAAUCAGCUGUACGUGAUAGUAAGCUGGAGAAGAAGUGGUCCCUUACGGAGCUGUUCAACAUCCGGCAGAUGCUAAGCAACCUGAUGGAGGAAAUUCUGGGUGGCCCGGAGCACCAAGACUCGCAGGAACGACGCAUCAAUAGUUUGCCAGCGGACGCCAGAAAGCUGCUGAUUGAGACGGGAAAUCCAACGAUAAGGAAAAGGUUAACGAGCCUACUGGAAAUUGUCAUGGCUUCCAUGCAGCUCCUCAUGGACGGUCUGCCGGGCAGCACUGAGGAUUGUGAAAACUUAAAACCGGAGCUGGCAAACGCGAUGCAGGUUGCGCUACUGGAGUUGAAAAAAAUGCUGUUAAACUGUGCCACCAAAGACUGGGACUGUCCCAGUACAGCGAACAACGUUAUCAACGUGCUGCAUGCACUGCUAAAGGUGGCUGAAAUGCGCAAAGAUUCAGCUGCGAUGCCAUACGUCAUACAGCAAGAUGUUGUUGAUACUGAACGUGAACGGAGUGCUUUCGCGAAAAUGCAAUUAUACGACCACGAGGUAGACCAACUCGUGGCGCCCUUGUACCACGAGGAAGAAAGGGAUGAUUUGAGCUCAACGGAUGAGUCAUUUACAACCGCGCGGGAAGACGGGUACGAGGGAGACGUGGAAAUCGAUCCAUAUUCUCCUGCGGAACUGAUCGCGAGAAAGCAAUCCAUCGGAGGGGUGAAACAGUGCAACGCAAACCGUUUGGUAAACGAGCAAAUCUGUACAAUCGUAACGGAGAUUCUGGUGGAACUGUCAAGACGUUGCGUGGAGCGUCCCGACCACUGGUGCCCCGUACUGGCCCAGAUGGUGGUGAAGCUGAACAUUAUUCGCAACUAUCUCGGUGGUUCGCUGUACCUCAUACGCGGAUUUGCGACGGUCCUGCAAACGAGCGAUGCACGGCUGAAAGAGCUACAGGCAGCCAUCGUGGACUUGAUCGUGGAUCUGGACGUACCGGAAGUGUUGAUCAAGUUCGUACAGCUGCUGGGACACAAGGACCCUCCGGUGCAGUUGAUUCUCACGAAGCUGGCAAAUCUGUUCGAGGCCGGCUCCGGGCUGGAAUGUUACCAGUGCGUACAGUUUCCAGUGCUACAUGCAGAUCGCACAUUUUCCUCCUCCUGUGACGUACUGUUGGCGAAAAAGAUAACGUUUCUGCGAGAGCAUCAUCUGUUUUUCAACGUGCGUACCGGGCUGACGGACGCCGCCACAAUUGUACCCUUGAAUUAUGCCAACUUUUACCCGUGGCAUGGUAGCGGCUUUACCGUUUCGGCGUGGGUUCGUGUGGGACAGCUAGCCGACCGGCAGCAAACGGACUUUACGCACCUAUUUUCCGUCGGCAGUGAAAAGCAAAUGCUGUCGGUUUAUUUCAACUCCCAGCGCCAGCUGGUGGUACGGUUCAGCAAGCCGGACCGGCUGAUAGCACCGACAAACACGAAGCAAUAUCUCAGCAAGGCCAUCAGCAGAUCGGAGUGCUGCGACAACUGCACCAAGGAAAUGCAGCACUUGUGGAUGUACAAACACCUGCUGCGGGGCAUGACCGAGGCGGCCUCACACACGUUUAUGCUCGAUACACCGCGCGCACAGUGCGUGUACUGCUUCAAGCAGCUGCCCGUUGGACAGGCAUGGAAGGAAGCGGCCGAGUACAGCGUGGAUUCGAGCGCACCGAAACGGGUAGAUCCCGACCCAGCCGAUGUGCUGCUGCGCCAGUGUACGAUAGGGCAGGAUUGGUGCGUACCCGAAGGGUGCUGGUCGAUGCUAACGUUCGCCGUACAGCAGAACGAUGAUUCGGUGCAGGUAACGGUUACGCAUGACGGUGUGCAACAGUUGGCGCAGUUUUCGCUACCAAAUCCCUGCAAGAUACACAUCGAUACGGAUUUAACUGUGCUUUCCGUGGGGCACCGAUCGGGCGGACCGAACGAGUGCUCUGUUGGGUACGGCCUGUCUGGUGUGCACGUGUUUAGCAGAUGCAUUACGGACGAGGCCGCUUUAGCAAACCUGUACGCCAUCGGGCCGAAUGUUACAAAUUUCGUGGCCUUUGCCUCCGGAUACAUGAUUCCAAACUAUGGCACGCUAAACUUGUCGAAACUUUCAACCGACACGCUGCGCACAGUGGCUUCCCUGCAGCUGCUAGAAAAGGCCCAUCUAGGGUACCUGACGGCCAACAAGCUGGAAUCAUUCGUGGCUCGCCAUCAAAACAUAGGCCUAAUGUCGUACGCUGGCAGGCUGCGAUCGAUAGAAAUUGAAUCGUUGCAGCGAUCGUUGCUAACCGCCGGCGGUGUGUCCAUUAUGCUCGUAUGCUUCGCUCGUGUUGUGGAGCUCAGCGAAUCGCCCGCACUGCAUGUGGCGGCUCUGAAGCUACUGCUUCGCGUCGCUCAUUGCAAUCACGAUUUCUUCAACGAGUUCGUUCAGUGCAACUACCUCGAGUUGAUCGGCGUAGUGCUGAAGAACAAAAAGUGCCACAAAGAUGUCGCCCUGCUGACGACACUGCUGGAGGUGGCAUUCGAUCAGCCGAUCGUGGCGAAGCGGGGCGAUCACUAUCGCGUACUGACCACCUCCUCGGCCCGCAUUCGCUACCCGGGCAUGGUAACGUUCCUGCUGGAAAACUUUCAAAUCUGGAUCGACCAAUCGGAGGAAGUGCUGGACAUUCUGCUGUCCGUACUAGCUACCGCCACACGCGACAAACAUCCGGGCAUGAUGUACAACUGUCAGCGCUUGCAGGAUGCGUCCCUGGUGUCGGCACUGAUCGACUUUUGUCGCGUAAAUUUCGUCAUUCCAGCGAAAACGGUCAAAAUUUCACGCAAUGCCGCCGACCUGCUCGUAUCGCUGAUUGCGAUCCUGUCCCAGACGCCGCCGAAGGUGACGCUGCUCAAUGAGAUCAUGGAGCUGCUGCUGCUGAUGCACAAGCCCACCGACAGCUAUGUGACGCACGAUCGACAAAAGUUCUACUUCAACAUAAGCCCCAACCAGUUCGGUGGCGGUGGAAAGCAGCGUGGUGACAGGACGGCAGCGGCUAGUAGCAGCGGUGCUGCCAGCAGUAGUGGACCGUCGACACCCAAGCUGCAGCUGCGGGAUCGACGCCUUCGUCCACAGUCGCAGCUGCGGAAAAUUCUUCCCCUUACAAUCACUUCCGGCAGCAACAGCUCGUUCGAGUCAGCCACGACGAGCUUCAUCAUUGACACAAGUCAGACCGCCACGACGAAUGCAAACAGCAGUCCAAAUACCACCGUUUCACCCGAUGAUAAGAGCCGCAGUGCGACGGCAAACACACCGAAAAGUCCAAAAAUGAGCUCACCAGAUGGCGGUGGCCUGGGCAUGGAGGAGUAUUAUGAAAAGCUAAAUAAAGCCAUUGCCGAGGGGAAAUUGCGUCGGAAAAGUUUGCUCGACAGCAUCGACCGGGGGAGCAGCAAACGGAAGCUAAGACGGUUGAAAAGUACGCCCAACAUCAGAGCUUCGUCUGGUAGCCGGAAAAAGCAGAUCGGAUCGCCUCGCCUCACCGGCGGAUCGCCGCGCAGAGCUUCUUGCUGCGCACGGAAUGAGGCGAGCCGCAGCAAUGCAGGCCCACAGCAACACCAAUCUCAAAGCGCACCAACGACAUCGUCCAUGUCCACAGCGUCCACCACGAUCAGGUACAAAUUCUUCGAACAAAACUACUUCGCCACCGGAAACGACUUCCUGCAGGAGAGCUUCCUGCGCGUCAUGUGUGACUUUCUGCUCAUUCUGCCGGACAGCGAUGCGUGCAAGUUUUUGAGUGGGGAAAACCGUAUCCUGGAAACUCUGCUCAUCCUAGCCAACAAUGGUAAUAUUCGCAUCCGCACCAUGCUGCUGAACCUGGUGGCCGUCAUUGACGAUCGGAUCGAUGGGUCGCGGACAGCGGGCGGCAGUGGUGCUGCUGGAGGCAGCACGGGUCCGUCCGGUGGAGGAUCCGUUUUGCAACAGUACAGCGAGGAGCAGUCGAAGGUGUUCUGGUACCAUCUGGCCAAUCAAAUCGGAACGCAUAGCGUCAACGCGGAGCUGCUGGGCAGCUGCUAUCGGUGGAUAACGAAAUCACACGCGCCGUUGGCGAUGGAUCGCGGGGACGAUCAUCCACUGGCCACGCUGUUGCAGGAUCGGUCGGUGGAAAUCGUGCGAGAAAAUGGACUGAACGUGUUGAUAGCGAUUCUCAUUCAAGCACACAUUGAUCCAACGCUGUUUCGCGGCGUGCUGCACGUGAUAGAGUACGUCUGCACGAAGCAUCGUCGUCGGGCCGGUCAGCACAUGAUCGACAAUGGGCUGGUGUGGGCACUGGUAAAGACGGCAGUGAAGAUGAACGAGAAAGAAGAGCUCGUGCAGGAGGAAAGUAGAGCAUAUUUGCUGGAGUUUUUAACCAGCUUUUCACACCUAAUGAUACUUAGCAGUGUCGCGAAUCCUUUCUGGGAUCUAUUAAACGGACUGACGGUGGCACAAAAGCACAAGAACGAACGUGUAACAAGGGCGGUACGCGAUCUUCACGCCGCCCUGCUGCGGAAUGUUCUGCAAAUAUUCAUCUUUCGUCCCAAGCAGUCAAUUAUUGGUCACAAAAACACUUCUUUCACCGUUGAGCUUGCCGGAUGUGUUCUCUCCAAGUCGGAAGUAAAGACGCGUUUUAAUCGACUGCACGAUAAGGCGAUUCAGUUCGUCACAAACAGUGAUCCCGAGGGCGACCUGUCCGAUCCGGAGAUGGCACUCGUGCGGCACCUGAUGAACCGCACGUUGAAUGGUAAUCCGCGCGGUGGCAAUAUUAUCCUCUGGUGUUUGCUGCCCAAGCGCUCCAUUCGGCUGAAAAUCUACACGAUCAAGCAGCUGGGCCAGUACCUGGAAAGUGGUGGCAACCACCUGUCAGCCAUCUGCGACGUGAAGAUGCUGAAAGUGUUUGUGCAAAGCAUAUUGCUGCUGAAUCAAAAGCACAUCCCGCUGGAAGAUCUGCGCCUGGUGAACGCUUUCUAUCAGUCGAUCGAUGGAGGUUUGUCGCACGGUGCCAGCUGGAACCUGACGCAGACGUUGAAAGAUUUCGAGUACCUGCGUGCGAUCAGCAUGAACGACCAGGAGCAGACAAUAAUGAAAUCGAUCGCACGGCAGGAGAAGCUGAUCUACUCGUGUACGGUCGCGGCGAUGCAGAUUACGCGCAACAGCGUCGAAAAGCAGAACCGGCUGCGCAAAGAGCUGAUCAUACAGCUGCGCAAGGAUAACGAUUAUCGAUUUUACGACCAGUGGCACCGGCUGGUCGAUCGGAUGACGCACGACGACGCACCGUGGUACAAUGCUCGGCUGUAUCCAAACUCCUGGGAGCUGGAUGACACGUACGGGCCGGAUAUGGCGCUGAAGCGCAUGCGGCGCUGCCCGAUGACGAUCGAUCGGCGGUUUCUGCUGAAGGAAACGGUUCCGGAAAGCAAACACGGUGCAGAGGAGGAGCGUGAGCAGACACCGUUGCUGGCGUACCUGUUCUCAAACGACUAUCGGCACGAGUAUUCCGUCGAGGAGCAGGUGCUGUACACGUUCACGGUGCGCAAAACCUCGCCGAGCUACGAGCAGGAGUGCGAAUGCAUCAUAACGAGCACGGAGCUGGUGCUGAAACCGUACGAUGCGGGCGAGCUGGAAAUAUACGACCUGCACGACAUCACCAAAAUCUGGACCAAGCGGUACGAGCACCAGGAGUCGGCAGUGGAGGUGUUUCUCAAGUGCGGAAAAUCGCUGUUCAUCGUGUUUCACCGCGAUCCGAGCGAACGGGAUACGUUCGAAGGGUUCUUCCACGAUCUCGUCGUGCGCUGUGGCCGCCAGGAGCUGGAUCAUUACACGCAGCAAUGGCGCGAAGGGGCGCUCUCGAACUGGGAGUAUCUGAUGCUGCUGAAUCAGAUUGCCGGGCGUACGUAUCACGAUCUCAUGCAGUAUCCCGUGUUCCCUUGGGUGCUGGCAAACUAUGACACCCGGACGCUGGAUCUGCUGGCCGAGCGAAGCUUUCGCGUGCUGGAAAAACCCAUCGCCGUGCAGCACCGGGAGCUGGAAAAGCACUACAUCAACAACUACAACCAUCUGCGGCAGGCGGAGAGUGGCGAUCCGAAUGGCGGGCGGCGGAAAAUACAGCCGUACCACUACAGCUCACACUACUCCAACUCCGGCACGGUGCUGCACUUUCUGGUGCGUGUCCUUCCGUUCACAUCGCUGUUUCUGCAGUAUCAGGACGACAGCUUCGAUAUACCGGACCGGACGUUCCACUCGCUGCAAACGACGUGGAACCUGGCGAGCAAGGAUUCGCCAACCGACGUAAAAGAGUUGAUUCCGGAAUUUUUCACCUUUCCCGAGUUUCUGGAAAACCAGGAGGGUUUCGAUUUCGGCACCCGGCAGUCGGGCGAACCGGUCAAUCACGUAGAGCUGCCGGCGUGGUGUGGCGGUUCCGCCCGCCUGUUUGUGCUGAUACACCGCCAGGCCCUGGAGGCAAACAUCGUGCGUCGGCAGCUGAGCCACUGGAUCGAUUUAAUCUUCGGCUACAAGCAGUCGGGCCAAGCGGCCAUCGAUGCUAUCAACGUGUUCCAUCCGGCCACUUACUGUGAUUUCACCGCCUCCGAUAUCGACGAUCCGGUCAUGAAGCUAGCGCUGGAAACGAUGGUCAAAACGUACGGACAGAUGCCGCGCCGUCUGUUCGACACUCCGCAUCCUCCGCCGGCCAUGAACCCGCUCGUAGCCAAUCCGCCGAAGGUAUUGGAAAGCGUGAUCGGUCUACGGUGGGGCUUGUACUGCGGAAGUCCCAUACUGUCCGAUCCCAGACUGGCCGAUGUGUGGGAGAAGCAUUCGAAAGAAUCGUUGGGCGGCAUUGUGAUAGAGCGCGGUACACUUCCGCCUGCCACACUGGCCACCCUCGAUGGUGAUAAGGUAUUUGUGUUGCCGGAAAAGAUGAACAUAUUUUGUGCGACCGCGCAAGGCACGGGGUCGAAGAAGCAUUACACGAUCAGCUGGGGUGAAAUGGACGAUCGGUUAAGGAUACGGUUGCUCCAGGACAUGGGCUCGACGGAACGGCCGAGGGAACUGUUCUACGGUAGCAACAGCGUCGCGUACGAUCCCAUCACGGCCUGCGGAUCGGAUGCGCACUGUACGAGCAUCUUUUUCGGCCACCGUUCCGGGCGGAUCGUCGUGUUUCAACAACGAUCGCGCCGCAGAAGGGGCUCCUUCUUCAAUCAGAACAUGCAACCGUCGGUCGCGAUGAUGUCUCGCUCGCGCUCCAGCUCAUUCCGUCGGUGGAUCGAUCGAAAGAGCGCCAAUCUGCGCCGUCGGUUAGAGAUGGAUCCGGACGAACAGCAGCCACAGCCGCAGCAAGAGCAGCGGCUACCGCCCGACGAUCAGAUUGACUGGGCGUACCCGAUACAGUUGCUCAAGCACCGGGCGCCGAUCAGUGCCAUACGCAUAUCGAUGGAGUACAAGAUCGCCGUGAGCGUUUCGCUCGACGGAUGUGCCGCCAUCUGGGAUGUGAACAGUUUGAUGUACGUGCGUGAAAUUCCCAAACCGGUCAAUAUGCUGCAUUCGAGGAUCAGCCACGUUGCCAUCAGUCCAACGCUGGGUGACAUUGUGCUGGUACACUCGGCGAGUGCCGGUUCGGCCCGGCCCGCCACAGCGACCACUGGCGGACAGGAGUCGUGGAGCAGUGCAACGUUGGUGGAGGAAGACGAUAGUUUCGAAGUAACGGAAAAUUAUAAUGCUGACUACGUGAACAUCACAAUGGACACGAAUCGGCGCGAUCAGCUGCGACUGUACACGAUUAACGCGCAGUACGUCGAGCACGUGUUUGUCGAGAGUCCAAUACAGGCGAUAACGUACUCCACGGUAAAGGAAGGCUGCGGCGUUAACUGUAUCGUGGUCGCGCUCGAAAGUGGCAUCGUGCGGUUCUACUCAAGCUGGAAUCUUGCCCUACUGCGGGAGGUUAACGUUGAACCGAAUGGCGUUAAGUGCGCCCUGUUUUCAAAGUAUCAACAUCUAAUUCUGCUGACCGCCAGCAACACCGUUCAAACGUGGACGGCCGAAGGUCUGGCCGGGGCUUUGCCGAGCAUACAAGAACCAUAUCAAUAGAGGGUGUACAGAUAGGCUAGUGAGCAUCGUGCAUGUAACGAUCAAUACUUAUCUACAUUAAUCAAGAAGCAUGUAACAUUUGUUGGGUAGUAUGUACGAUUGUUUGUUGAGUGUGUUAUUGUUUAUCGAGAUUAUUUUUGCCACAUUUAUCAACUGAGCAGAGUUUAAAGGGAGUUUAAAUAAAAUAAAUACGCAAGAUUUACAGUUCUACUCUCGA
Anopheles arabiensis is the source of this 11891-nucleotide messenger RNA. It is a transcript of the gene mv, whose product is annotated as lysosomal-trafficking regulator. The record is from RefSeq and is a predicted model, not a curated record. Gene Ontology annotation, molecular function: protein binding. Bases 599 to 11674 code for a protein of 3691 amino acids. Lineage: Eukaryota; Metazoa; Arthropoda; Insecta; Diptera; Culicidae. The transcript is spliced from 10 exons.